CCAUUCCUCCAGGCAGUUAUAUCAACCUACGGACGGCUUGAUGAGAUCGAUCUUACACAAUUGCCUUGCAGUUCCCCGGAGAACAACGCAAUAAUAACUCAAGCUCGCAGUUUAGACGAAGGGGUAAUCAGCCAAGGCUGUGGGCCUGCUUUCUACAUAAAUACGACUGGUGGCAUGCAGGGGUAUCUGGGAGGAAUCGAAAGCCGGCCAGACUUUGGGGUUGUGAGUUCGAUCUACAGCGGUUUCCAAAACACGUCAGUAUACCGUAACGAUGGUGGAACCAAUACCUGCACAGCUGGUAACUGCACGUCGCCGGUAUUCCCGUCUGCUGCAGUCUGUAAUUCCUGCAACGAUGUAUCGGAACAUUUGGAGCUUGUGACUGGAAACGGCCCGAUUGGCUCAAAACCCCUCCAUGGUAUAUGACCAUUCCGUCUGGGGAUUGAACCGCAUAAACACUACCCUACGGAACAUAUCCAACUACAACCGAGAGCUGUACUCGAGCAACGCCGCCACGUUGAUAUCAGCGGAUAUCACCUUCGAUCCUAACAUGACCUUGAGCUUUCAGCAAGAGCGAACACUCUUAGUAGCUUUUGCAAUCUUGAAGGCUCCCGACAACUGGCUUUUCUCAAAUGAUACUUGGACGACUGUAGAUUGGCUAGUGGCAACAGAAUGCGGUCUUUACGUGUGUGCCAAAGCUUACAAGUCGGAAAGCUACAACAAUAUCCUCAAAGAAGAAACCGUGGGUUCUUGGGCAAUCAAAGAACUUAGUCCGUACAAAGUAGACUACGCAACCCGCUACGUAAGCGGAGGACACGUACUCGAUGCAUGGGUCGAAGCAGCUGGUUCAUCUUUGAAAGACUAUCUCGUUCUGCGUACAGACUUGCAACUCUUAAUCCCCGCCGAUGAAUCACAGAAUUUUCUUGUGUUCAUGCAACGGAGCUUCAACGUCACACACGCUUUCAUGCGAAACACUAUGCUGGAGGAGGAAAGAUAUGAUGGCAUACCUAAUGAAUAAUUCAGGCGUGAUGCUUCUGGUCGUCGAUGCUUUAUGGUACUCUCUAAACAUUAUCGCGACUUUCGAGAACGCCGCAACCAGCCUCACUAAUUAAUUCCGCAACACCUCCCCGCACCGUUCAGAAGGCUCUCUACAAAAGUGGGUCAUCCACAUACACGUGGAUUGGCCUUAAUUAGCGUUCCCUGUUGCUAUCAUCUC
Messenger RNA from Macroventuria anomochaeta, 1213 nucleotides. RefSeq lists its product as uncharacterized. Bases 413 to 1015 code for a protein of 200 amino acids. NCBI's taxonomy places the organism in Eukaryota, Fungi, Ascomycota, Dothideomycetes, Pleosporales, Didymellaceae. The transcript has a single exon. The record is from RefSeq and is a predicted model, not a curated record.